AUGCUUUCUAUUUUUUACCUGCAUUCUAUUACCUCCUCGCCCUUUCUCUCUCCCCGCCUUCCUCUUCUCCCUUUACUUUCCCUAUCUCUGAUUCUUAGCAUCUCUCUGUUUCUCUCCUUUUUUUCUCGUUCUAUUUCCAAGUCCCUUUUAAGUUCUCCUCUUUUCUUUUUGAAUAGAUAUUUCUUUUACCGAUCCUCUCUCUCCUCUCCUCUCCUAUGGCUUCUUUUUUUUUUUUUAUUUACCCCUUGCUUUCUCUAUCUUUUUACCAGCACUUUUUUGAAUAAAUGGUAUUCCUUUUCUUCAUUCUUUUGUCCAAUUUCCUUCCUUACUCUUCAUUGUUUUCUUCCCGUUUUCCUUCCAUAUUUCCUUCGUUACAUUUUUUUCCAAGCUUUAUUCUCUUUUUUAUGUAUGUCAUCCUUUCUCUCUCCCUCUCUUUCUCUCUCUCUCUCUCUCUUUCCCUCUCUUCUCCCCUCUCCCCCUCUCUCCCCUCUUCCCCUCUCUCCCUUCCCCUCUCCCCCUCCUCUCUCCCCCUCCCCCCCUCUCUCUCUCUCUCAUUUUCUGUACAAAAAAAGCAAGGACCCUUUGAUUACCAUAUAUAUGUCUCUCUUUCUCAUAUUAUUCUCUUCAUUUUACUUCGUCUUUUUCCUUAUCUUUUUUUUUUCUCUUAUCUUUUUUCUUAUCGCUUCUCUCGUAAUUAUCUCUACGCCCUAUUUCUCUCUGUGUAUCUAUUCUAUUCCUUAUAUUUGUCAUCUUCUUUCUCUCCUCCACAUUUAUAUCUACCCAUUUCCCUCUCUCUCUCACUCUCGUUUUUCCGAUUAUUGCACUAAAUUUGUCUUCCUUUAUCUUUAUUUAUUUCAUUCUUUCUUUCUUUAUCCCUUCGCUUUCUUUUAUUUUCUUCACUUGGUAUUCUGUCAAUUUCUUUUCUUUUCACCUUUUCCUCUUCUCUCUCUGUGUUCUCUUACCUUCUCUAUGUCUGUAUCACUCAUCUUUCUUUUUAACCCUCUCUCUCUUUCUCUUUCUUUUAUUAUUCCCUUUAUUUUACUUCGUCUUUUUCGUCUUUUUUCUUAUCUUUCACCUCUCGCUUCUCUCGUAUUCAUCUCUACGCCCUAUUUCUCUCUGCAUAUCUAUUUUAUUCCUUUUACUUUUCCUCUUCUUUCUCUCCUCUACAUUUAUAUCUACCCCUUCCUCUCUCUCUCUCUCUCUCUCUCUCUCUCUCUCUCUCUCGUUUUUGUUUCCAUUAUUGCACUAAAUUUGUCUUCCUUUACCUUUCUUUAUUUCAUUCUUUCUUUCUUUAUCCCUUCGCUUUCUUUUAUUUUCUUCUCUUGGUAUUCCGUCUACUUCUUUUCUUUUCACCUUUUCCUCUUCUCUCUCUGUAUUCUCUUACCUUCUCUAUGUCUGUAUCGCUCCUCUUUCUCUUCAUUCUUUUUCCCUAAACUCUCCUUCAUUUCCAUCUUCCCCACUUUCCUUCUUCUCUGCUUUUCUCUCUUCUCAGACUUUAAUUAUUUUUCUGUUUUUCUCCUUAUCACGUUCCUGUUCAAACUAAUCGCCUGA
Molecule: messenger RNA, 1551 nt
Organism: Acanthosepion pharaonis
Lineage: Eukaryota; Metazoa; Mollusca; Cephalopoda; Sepiida; Sepiidae
Source: the annotation of a GenBank genome assembly